Plenodomus lingam JN3 is the source of this 240-nucleotide messenger RNA. The record is from RefSeq and is a predicted model, not a curated record. NCBI's taxonomy places the organism in Eukaryota, Fungi, Ascomycota, Dothideomycetes, Pleosporales, Leptosphaeriaceae.
AUGCGUCUCCCGUCCCGCUUAGAGCCCACUAGCUGCCAUUCUAGAAGCUUUGUGGAAAGUGAAGCCCCGCAGAAAAAAGAAGAGGGCCUCUCCUCACCCUCGGCGCCGCCAGUGACCUUCCAUAGUUGCUCUUUGACCAGCCAACUCGUUCCCACCGGCAUCCCAGCCAACCAGGACAGGGAAAAGGAGGAAGGAGGGGGAGCAGGCACAUCGCCUGCGCUAGGCCCGCUUAUGGUCUAG